Molecule: messenger RNA, 3521 nt
Organism: Klebsormidium nitens
Lineage: Eukaryota; Viridiplantae; Streptophyta; Klebsormidiophyceae; Klebsormidiales; Klebsormidiaceae
Source: the annotation of a GenBank genome assembly
AUAUUAGUCUGACAUAGACUAUAGUCAUAGUCAGCGCCUUUCUCUGAUGCCAUCAUUGGUCAAUGACAAAGGCUGCUUCUUCAAAAUUUUCAUAGGCAUCAAUUUGAUCAUCAGCAGAAAGCAGAGUGUGGCAGCUUUCAAUCUGGCUUUGUUGAAACUUCUGAAUCGCUUUUGCAAUAGGCGGCUCAAACACAACAACUCUCUUUCUUUUCUUACGAAGUUACGUCUCAUCUGAUGAUAGCCGCUCAGAUCUAACGCCGCGAUGGGGAGCGGGGGGCCCGGCCUCAUCAGGUUGAUGCACUUGCUGACUGUGCUGAGCUUAGGUCGGUAUGCGGCAGGCCAGUGCGGCGGGGAACAUACGGUGGUGGGGUUUAUCGGCGAUCUGAGCAUGCGCCAACAUCAGCUGAGAGGGACGGUUGAGGUCAUUGAUGACUGUACCUUUCAGGUGUCAAAUCUGGACAUGUUGGCCGGAGAGGACGUUUACUGGUGGGGGGCAGACGGCGAGAGUAUGAACCAACUGAUGGGGGGCAGGCGGAUGUCAGCAGACUCCCUGGUUGGAAACUACAGCAGUCAGGACAUGGUGGUUAAGCUGCUGCCUGGACUGACUUGGGACAACGCCACAGUGCUGGGCGUGUGGUCUGAAAAGAUGGCGGGGGAUUAUGGUCACGUAGUUCUACAACCAGAGGGGGGCUGGCCGUCAAGUCUGAGUCCCAGCAGUCCAGUCGAAACGGGGAACGUAACGUGGACUUUUAAUGAGUCAGCACUGAAUGGAAGUUUUCCUCCGAGAAACGCUUCUAAUCUGACAAACGGCAGCUGGCCGCUGAAUGCUACUGAAGCGAACAGAACAGCGUUUAGCAAUUUAACAAGUGGCGGCAUGGGGUUGAACGGCACGAUGGGUGCGAGCGGCAACUUAACAGCAAAUGGGACCCUUGAUUCGAACCAGAGCUCAGGUAGCAACAUCACCUUGCCUGAAAGUAGUCCCAGCCCCUCAGAGACUCUUCCCCUGGGUCCGCUGAGGGGAGCGCCGCAGCCAACGAGCUUCGACAGCUGUAUAGAGCUCGGCCCGAAGCUCAGGCUUCGCUGGACCGUCGACCGGGAAAACAACUCGAUAGACAUAGGAUUAGAAGGUGCGCUAGGGGAUCAAGAGUUCAUGGCACUUGGCUGGGCCGUCCCAGGAGCAUUGAAAAAUUACAUGGGGCAUGCUGAUGUCGUCGUUGCGGGGUUCGAUGCAAGUCGGCGGCCGUAUGCGGAGGACUAUUUCGUGACCGCACUGGCGGUGUGCAAUGUGAAUACGGGCAGCCCUCAGGGGGUGUGUCCGGACGCCGAUUUUGCGGGGCCGAAUCGGACCGUGAGCAACGUGGAGCUCGUGUAUGCACAGCAAAUGGACGGCGUUACGCUGGUGCGCUACCGGCGGCCGCUCAUCAGCCCCGACCGCGAGUUCGACAACGACAUUGACCCCGACCAAGAGCAGCCCCUCAUCUGGGCGACCGCCGCCAGCAAGCACCCCUCCCCUUUCACGUCCACCAAGUUCCCCAUGCCCCUCUUUCACGGCACCGAGUACCAGAGAAAUUAUGGCGAGGCGUUUCUCGCGGUCGGGAAGCACUUUGACUUGUGCAUGGGCCCGUUAGACGCAUCGCGGUUCGGCGUGCGAGAGAACCGGGUCGGGACGGUAGUUGCAAAGAAGGGCGUUCCGUUGCUGGUCGGGGUGGGGAACGCGACAAGUUACGUAAACCCGCCGAACCCGGGGAAGAGCCUCUAUGUCAGCGGACAGGAGUCUCCAGUGCUACAGGUCGAACGGGGUGUCACCACCAACUUUACGGUCGCCGCGGGGCCGGCUUACCCGGUCUACAUCACGGACGAUCCCGUGGGAGGCGCGGGUCUUUUGAACACGAGCGCAGGACAUGUGUACGCAGGGGGGCCGCAAGCUUACGGCACGGUGGCGGUACCGUACCGGCUGUCGUGGACGCCCAACCACACAACACCGGACACGGUCUAUUACCAGGCGUGGUCGGAGCGCAAGAUGGGGUGGCAGAUCUCGGUGGUCGACGGCGGUUUCACGGACAUGUACCCCAACAUGGCCACUCUGGCGGACGGCAAGGUCAAUCUCUACUGGGCGCUUCACUACGACAGCAUCUCGUUCGCGGUGCGCGGAUUGCGGCCCAGCAACUGGCUGGCCAUUGCGUUCGGCAGCGGCAUGGUAAACAGCAAUUCGUACGUGGGCUGGUUGGACGGCGACAUUCCCCGAGUCUCCACCUACUGGAUGGACGCCCACGACCCCUCCGGGCUGCACCCAGUGAAAGAGAUGCUGACCAAUCAACGCGUCAGCGUUUCGGGGGGGUACAUCAGCUUCGAGUUUACCCGCCUGCUACGGAUACCCGGCAGCAGAAACGAGAUUGAUCCGGAAUCGCUGUUGCGGGUGGUGUGGGCGUACGGGGACGCUUGGACCACCGGCACGCUGACGUCCAAGCACAUGCACACCGCCAUGAGCAGUGACGUCACGCUGAUCAAUCUGCGGCUGGGCGUCGCCCAGGUGGAACAUUUACAACCAGUGUUCGUCGUCCACGGAUUCAUCAUGUUCCUCGCCUGGGGUGUGCUGCUGCCAGGUGGCGCCAUCGCUGCGCGCUACAUGAAGGACUGGACCGGGGAUAUCUGGUUCAAGGUGCACGUUUACUCGCAGACAACGGGGUUGGUGAUGGCGGGGCUUGGACUGCUGUUUGCCAUGGGCGAGCUGAAAGGGCUCAACCUGUAUACGACGCAUGCUAAGAUUGGGAUGGUGGUCCUCGUGUUCGGAGUGCUUCAGCCCAUCAAUGCGGCGCUGCGGCCGGAGAAGCCGAUCCCCGGGGAGAAGCCGAGCAUGCCCCGGGAGAUCUGGCAGACGCUGCACCAUUGGUUGGGCCGGGGCGCAAUGCUGCUGUCGCUGGUGGCCAUGCUGAGUGGACUUGUACAGUUGAACCAGAGGGAGGACAUGCGGAGCGACAGCGUCGCGGGGCUCAUGGGCGGUCUACUGGUCUGGGUGACGGCGCUCUUUGCGUUCGUCGUGUACAAAGAAUACAAGAGCUCCGAAGCAAGGCCGCCUGUCCAAGGAGCGGUCCGCAUCGACAGUCAAGAACCCGAGCAUUGGACAAACGGGGAGAGUAACAGCGUGUUGGAUCCGGAUGCGGACGAAGGACAUGCGCGGGGGCUGUCUCCGCCCCGGCAUCACAGUAGACGAGAAGAAAAGACUUCUGAGAUUCAAUUGGAGACGUUGUGAACGGUAUUUCGAUUGUAAUCAUAAGCAUAUGUCCGCGAUGGUCAGUAGCAGAAACCGAAAACAUGAUCCAAUUGCGAAGCAACCUGCUGGACUGCGAAGAGCUAUACUGCUCCGUCUGGCCCUGGGGCGCCCAGAUCGAGUCCAGCCGAACCGCGUUGACACAGGCAGAAUCGUGCGCCAUUCUUAUUGGCGCCGUCGGUUGAUUUGGGGUUAGAACGUUGUAAAGUUGCCGGGUCGCGCGCGAUAUUCAAAGCUUACCGUCCUUCAUCAG